Messenger RNA from Solanum dulcamara, 2341 nucleotides. RefSeq names its product dihydrolipoyl dehydrogenase 2, chloroplastic-like. The record is from RefSeq and is a predicted model, not a curated record. The transcript has 15 exons. Gene Ontology annotation, cellular component: mitochondrion; oxoglutarate dehydrogenase complex. Bases 229 to 1950 code for a protein of 573 amino acids. Lineage: Eukaryota; Viridiplantae; Streptophyta; Magnoliopsida; Solanales; Solanaceae. Gene Ontology annotation, molecular function: dihydrolipoyl dehydrogenase (NADH) activity; flavin adenine dinucleotide binding.
GGGUCCAACCUUUUGUGAUGUAUUUUCUUAAAAUUAAUCGGAGGAAUAAGUAGUUGGUUCAUCCAACCAACAAAAGAACACACAACACAGAAAAGCUCUCAUAGUUAACUCCGCCACCUCCAACGGAGCUCUCAAAGCUCAAACACUAUAAGUAUAUCUCAUCAUUCACUAUCUUCUUCCCCUGCUCUCCCACAUUUCAAUCUCCACACAAAACCCCUAAUAAUCACAAUGCAAUCUUCAAUUUCUCUAUCGCUCUCUUCACCAUCCACGAUCUGCAGAUCGGACUCCUCGGCCGCCGUCGUUUCCAAUGCCAAUGUCCAUUUGUUGAAUCCGCGAUCACUUCGAUUCUGCGGUCUUAGAAGGGAGGCUUUUGGGUUCAAUUCGUUGAAUUCGUCCUUUUCUACGCAUCGUCUCCAGUCCUCUAAUGCUAGGAGGCGUCUUUGUUCCAACAGAAUCGUGGCUUCUUCGGCUGGAAACGGAGCUCCUUCUAAGGGAUUUGAUUAUGAUCUGGUUAUCAUUGGAGCUGGUGUUGGUGGUCAUGGUGCUGCUCUUCAUGCCGUCGAGAAGGGCUUGAAAACUGCUAUCAUUGAAGGGGACGUAGUUGGAGGGACAUGUGUAAAUAGGGGUUGUGUUCCUUCCAAAGCCCUUCUUGCUGUGAGUGGUCGCAUGCGGGAGCUUCAGAAUGAACACCAUAUGAAGUCUUUUGGUCUACAGGUUGCUGCCGCGGGAUAUGACAGACAGGGUGUUGCUGAUCAUGCAAAUAAUUUGGCCUCCAAGAUUCGUAGUAAUUUGACCAAUUCAAUGAAAUCCCUUGGUGUGGAUAUAUUGACAGGUUUUGGGACCGUUUUGGGUCCACAAAAAGUCAAAUAUGGAGAUACUGUAAUAACAGCAAAGGAUAUUAUAAUUGCUACUGGGUCUGUCCCCUUGGUGCCCAAAGGCAUUGAGGUUGAUGGUAAGACAGUGAUAACAAGUGAUCAUGCACUCAAAUUGGAAUUUGUACCUCAAUGGAUUGCUAUUGUUGGAAGUGGUUACAUUGGACUAGAAUUCAGUGAUGUGUACACGGCACUUGGAAGUGAGGUUACCUUUGUUGAGGCUUUAGAUCAGCUCAUGCCCGGAUUUGAUCCUGAGAUUGGGAAAUUGGCACAGAGAGUCCUCAUAAAUCCUCGAAAGAUUGAUUAUCAUACAGGUGUAUUUGCAAGCAAGAUAACUCCAGCAAAGGAUGGAAAACCAGUGACUAUUGAGCUUAUUGAUGCAAAGACCAAGGAACUGAAGGAUACAUUGGAAGUAGAUGCUGCUCUAAUUGCAACCGGAAGGGCUCCAUUCACGCAAGGACUUGGCCUGGAAAAUAUAAAUGUUGAAACACAACGUGGAUUUGUUCCUGUUGAUAGUCGCAUGCGUGUCAUUGAUGCCAGCGGAGAGUUGGUUCCUCACUUGUAUUGCAUUGGUGAUGCAAAUGGAAAAAUGAUGCUUGCACAUGCUGCAAGUGCACAAGGAAUCUCUGUUGUUGAGCAAGUUACUGGAAAGGACCAUGUCCUGAACCAUUUAAGUAUUCCAGCUGCAUGCUUUACCCAUCCUGAAAUUAGUAUGGUCGGAUUAACAGAGCCUCAAGCCAGAGAAAAAGCUGACAAGGAGGGCUUUGAGAUUGGUAUAGCCAAGACUAGUUUCAAGGCCAACACAAAAGCCCUAGCUGAAAAUGAAGGGGAGGGACUUGCAAAGUUGAUAUAUAGACCCGACAAUGGGGAGAUCCUAGGUGUUCACAUUUUUGGAAUGCAUGCUGCUGACCUCAUUCAUGAAGCAUCCAACGCCAUAGCUCUGGGAACACGCAUACAGGACAUAAAGUAUGCUGUUCAUGCGCAUCCAACCUUGUCUGAAGUGAUUGAUGAACUCUUUAAGGCAGCAAAGGUUAAAGCUAACACUUCUAGUCCAGUUGCUGAGCCAGUUGCAGCUUAAGUUUCAAGGAGCCGCUGUGAUGGAUUCAUAAUUUAUAGGAUUUUGCAUAAGUUUCUGAUUGGCGCUUGUUGGCUCGAUUUUCACAUAUUGUGUUGUGCAGUAGUCUAGAAAGAAGUUUCUUGUUCAACCUUUCUACAAGUGCGCACAUACAUUAGUUGCCUAAAUGAAUUUGGCGUAGAACCAAUUUUGUUUUGUAGUCUGUUAGCGUUUAAACUUGUGGUAUAUAUAGGUUGCACUUGGAAAGUAAUUUUUUGUGAGGACAUUGUAACCUAUUAGUUCCAACUUCCAAUUACUCACUCAUACAUUGAGCAACGAAAUGGGAUGCGACAUUUAUCUUGAUAUUAACACUAACCUAUAAAAGUUGGUGUAAUGUAUUAUGCGCUGUGCAAAA